Molecule: messenger RNA, 718 nt
Organism: Coffea arabica (coffee)
Lineage: Eukaryota; Viridiplantae; Streptophyta; Magnoliopsida; Gentianales; Rubiaceae
Product: AT-hook motif nuclear-localized protein 10-like
Molecular function (GO): minor groove of adenine-thymine-rich DNA binding
Source: RefSeq, a predicted model, not a curated record
AUGGAAGGUAACGUGAACAUAAGUUUAUCGAGUGAUGGAGCUUUGGUGGUACUUGCAUUGCCAGCUCAACCCAGAGGCGGCUCUAGCGGGUCUCGUCAACAAAGCACAACCCAACCAAGGGCUCCAGUUGUUGGAUCCAAUUUGGCCAACAAUUAUAUUGUAGAUGUGAUCGUGGUGGAUGCUGGCGAGGGCGUGGGCGAGAAGAUUCAGUAUUAUUUUCAAGUCCAUCGAAGAUUUCCAUCACAAUUCAGAGGUCAUUCUUGUCUCUGUGUGAUUUUGUCAGCACAAGGUGCCAUAUCCGGUCCUAGAAUGAACAUGCGAGGAGCACAAGUCAUUUUUGAGGGACUAUAUGAGAUAGUUCGUCUCUCAGGCUUCUUCUUCGUUUCUAACAACGGCCAGGUGCAGCUGUCGGACAGUUUAAAAUUGACCUUUCGUGAUCCAGAUGGUGGGGUUUUCGGUGGCCCUGUGAUUGGUUCGCUGAUUGCUGCCACACCUCUUCAGGUUGCAGUGCUUACCUUCAUCCAUGAUGCAUGAAGAACAGAGAUAAGAAUCGGCAAAGCCGCCCAAUGAUCUGGCCUUUUCAAUAUUGGCUCUGGUUAUGUUUUUCGGACGAGGGAAUUAGUUUCAGGUGUCUCUUUGUUUGAUGGAUGUUUUCAUGCAUUUCAGACAUGUAGACUUGGCAGCAUGCACUUUUGCGGCUUACUUUCCUCAUGUUCUG